Molecule: messenger RNA, 2340 nt
Organism: Acyrthosiphon pisum (pea aphid)
Lineage: Eukaryota; Metazoa; Arthropoda; Insecta; Hemiptera; Aphididae
Exons: 7
Coding region: 1-2340 (779 amino acids)
Biological process (GO): telomere maintenance; DNA repair
Molecular function (GO): DNA helicase activity
Source: RefSeq, a predicted model, not a curated record
AUGGUUGUGUUUGGCAUUGCUGAUCCAAAUGCAAACGAUGAGGUGAUGAAAUUUCAACUUGGACGUUACGUGAGUUUUUACCUAGAGAACGGCCAGCGUGUAUACUUUACGGAAGCGAACGCAGCGCAAAGAGCAGAACGACCACCAGCGACAACAUUGACAAAUUUUUUUUCAACAUGCGAAAGCGAUCCGUUCGCGAGGACUUUACUAUAUUCGGAAAUUCCACACUAUUAUACAUGUAAUGCUGCAUCAAAGAAUUUUCAAUGCAGGAAGAAAGGUGAUGCUGUUGCUGGCUUCUCUGAUGUCUAUUCGGGCCCGACAUCCUUUAAUUCCCUGCGUACUGUGGAUGGUGUACUGUGCGCCACUUUUUGGAAAGCUUGCCAAUGUUUGAAUUUGCUCGAAAAUAAUUCACAUUGGGACUUAACACUCGCUGAUACAACCGUUUCUGCACAAGAAAAUCAAAUUCGUACGUUGUUUGCGGUCAUCAUAGCCACAUGUCAUCCAUCGAACCCGAAUGCAUUGUGGGAGAAAUACAAGGACGAGAUGAUUGAUGACAUUUUGCACAGAGUUCAAGCACUAGUUCUGAUCGAUUACAUGUGCGUGCUCAUGUGUGGCAGUCUGUUGUCAACAUUGGGAAUGCCAGCGCCAAAUCGUUCUACGCACGCUGCAUUCAAUCUUGAAUUACCGCGGGAGAAAAACUAUGAUCGAGAUGAGCAGGCUGAAAGAGUCAGAAAAAAUGUGCCGCUGUUGAAUGCCGAGCAGAAGAAUGUAUACGAUUCGCUGAUGAAGGUUGUUGAUGAUGGAACGGGAGGCAUUUACUUUUUCGAUGCUCCUGGAGGGACAGGCAAAACGUUCGUCAUUUCUUUGAUUCUGGCAAAAAUUCGGUCAAUAUCUCAAAUUGCGUUGGCUGUCGCAUCCUCUUGCAUUGCUGCCACAUUGUUGGAAGGCGGUCGAACUGCACAUUCCGCUUUGAAGCUGCCAAUGAAUCUUCUCACGGUUGACAAGCCUACGUGCACAACGACCAAGAAUUCAGUGACAGCAAAAUUGAUGCGAGAAUGCAAAAUCAUAAUUUGGGAUGAAUGCACGAUGGCACAUAAACUAGCUUUGAAGGCAGUUAACCGAACGAUGAAGUAUUUACGAGGUGAUUCGAGACGAUUUGGUGGGGCAAUGAUAUUGCUUUCCGGAGAUUUCCGUCAAACACUUCCCGCCAUUCCGAAAUCUACUCUUGCCGAUGAAAUUAAUGCAUGCCUGAAAUCGUCGUUUUUGUGGUGGCAUGUCAAGAAGUUGAAAUUCACCACGAACAUGAGAGUUGCGUUGCAAAACGACCCAUCGGCUGCUGAAUUCUCGAGACAACUGCUGGCAGUUGGUAAUGGACAAAUUCCGAUUGAUGUUUUCAUUGGAUUAAUAUCGAUUCCGGCAAAUUUUUGUGAGUUCACAUCGUCGAAGGAGGAACUCAUUACAAAAGUGUUCCCAAGCUUUGAGGUCAAUUAUAACAAUCUUGAUUGGAUGAGUGAACGGGCAAUACUAGCAGCGAGGAAUAAGGACGUCGAUAGCUUGAAUUUUACCAUUCAGAGUGAAAUUGCUGGAGAAUUGCGUUCGUACGAAUCCGUUGACAGCACGACAGACGAAAACGAAGCGGUCAACUAUCUGACAGAAUUUUUGAACUCGCUUGAUGUGCCAGGAACUCCGCCGCAUAAUUUACAGGUAAAAGUAGGAUCGAUCAUUAUUAUGUUGCGGAAUCUAAAUCCUCCUAAAUUGUGCAAUGAUACACGAUUGUCCAUCAAGAAACUGAUGAACAAUGCAUUACAAUCAAAGAUCAUCAAGGGCAAUUUCAAAGGAGAGGAAGUCCUUAUCCCACGAAUUUCGAUCAUUCCAACAGAUAUUCCAUUUCAGUUUAAGCGGAUUCAGUUUCCCGUUCGAUUGGCUUUUGCGACGACAAUCAAUAAAUCGCAAGGGCAAUCGUUGGAAUGCAAACGUAAAAUGAUUACGAACGUACAACUGUUAACGUUUAAUGAACCGCCGAUCAAAAAGAGGAAAACAGGAGAUAAUCAACUUACUCAAAUUUUGAAAUCUAACUGCAAACUUAAAAUGAUUACGAACGUACAACUGUUAACGUGUGAUGAACCACCGAUCAAAAAGAGGAAAACAGGAGAUAAUCAACUUACUCAAAUUUUGAAAUCUAAUCGCAAACGUAAAAUGAUUACGAACGUACAACUGUCAACGUCUGAUGAACCGCCGCUCAAAAAAAGGAAAACAGGAGAUGAUCAACUUAAAUUGAAACCUCGUGUUAUAAUAAUAGAAGAGGAUGAUUCUUAUAAUGUAGAUACUGAUUUGGCAUAA